GACUUUGAUGCGUCCGUACGAAAAUGGAGCUCUGCACCAGGUCAACCACCGUCAUCACUCAUCUCCCUUGGACCAUCAACGGCCAUGGAUAUCUAGCGGGGAAAUCUGUUCAUAGAAUCUCACUACUUCCUCUCCAUCGAAACGUUGCGUCUCUCGUUCUUCAAUCCCGCACGUUGCGUUGUAGUAGAAAGUUUCCAGGAGAAACAGUUUCUGAAGAAACAUCAACAGGAGUCAAUGAGUUUGGUCUGGAGGAUCGUGAUGGAGUAGUAGUUGCAGUCGAAGAGAAAACUUCGGAUAGUGAAGCUCCUCAAGCUGAAGAUGACCAAACUCAAGCCCUAGAGUUCUUGAACGAUAUUAAGCUGGACUCAGACAAGACGUAUUCAAUCUUGCUCUAUGGGAGCGGUGCAAUAGUUGCUCUCUACUUAACUUCUGCAAUCGUCAGUUCACUCGAAGCAAUCCCUCUGUUUCCUAAGCUAAUGGAAGUGGUUGGUCUCGGAUACACACUCUGGUUCACUACCCGUUAUCUGCUAUUUAAGAGGAACAGAGAAGAACUCAAGACAAAAGUUAGUGAAAUCAAAAAGCAGGUUCUUGGGUCUGAUAGUGAGUGAGUAGUUUUGCUAUUUUAUUUUAUUUUAUUUCGCUUGUAGAAAUUGUUCCCCACAAGUUUUUUCUUCCACUGGGUUUUCAGAAAACAAUUUUAUGUCUUUGGGUAGUUUUUUUGGCAGUGUGGAGAGAGAAUCUUUUGAUGAUUGGAUUUUAGAAAUGUUCCAAGUAACUUAAAUUAGAUGCUAUGUAUGUGUAUUUUCCAAUGUUCAGACUAAAAACGUCAGAAGUAC
This is a messenger RNA of Arabidopsis arenosa, 836 nucleotides long. Lineage: Eukaryota; Viridiplantae; Streptophyta; Magnoliopsida; Brassicales; Brassicaceae. The record is from the annotation of a GenBank genome assembly.